Molecule: messenger RNA, 2112 nt
Organism: Glarea lozoyensis ATCC 20868
Lineage: Eukaryota; Fungi; Ascomycota; Leotiomycetes; Helotiales; Helotiaceae
Product: alpha/beta-Hydrolase
Exons: 4
Coding region: 1-2112 (703 amino acids)
Source: RefSeq, a predicted model, not a curated record
AUGGAUAGAAACGGGUAUGACCUGGUGAGUGAAAAGGAUAGGCUGCUGCCGCGAAGAGCAGCGUGCGAAGAUCCCAGGAAACGGAAGAUCAAAAAGACCAAUUUCGGACUUGGGGUAGUGGUUGCUACAGUUUUAUUUCUUUGGUGGUCGAUAUAUGCGAUACCCAGUCUUCUAUCGAUUGGUAAUGACGGAAAUGAUGAUAAUGAGAGGGAGUUGAGCUUUGACGAGAUUGUUCCAAGCGAGAAGCUAGAAUGGCAUCCAUGUUAUCGAGACAUUGGAACCUACAAGUGUGCUCGUCUCACUGUGGCGAUGGACUACAAACGGUCAUUAGACGCAUCUCCUGAGAACCCAAAAGUCCAUCUUGCCCUUUUACUAGUUCCUGGAGUACACACAGGAUCUCAGCAAUACUCUACUUCUCCACUGCUCAUUAACCCAGGCGGGCCAGGGAAUCCUGGAGUCAUUAGUGCUCUUACAAUUGGAAAAAUGAUUCAGGGAGUCGUCGGUUUGGAUCAAGACAUCAUCGGCUUUGAUCCACGCGGUAUUGGCGCUACUACUCCCAGUGCAGACUGCUUCUCAUUUCCGUACAAUGACGAGACAGACGAAGAAGAUCGAGUCAAAGGGGAUUACCACCGGCUGCUAUGGUCUCUUGGAUCCAGAGAGGUCGGUGCGGUAAAUUCGAGUAAUGUUGCUCUUCAGAAAAUUGACGCUCGUGCAAGAGCUUUGUCGAAAUUGUGUCAAGAGAAGGACUUGCUAAGAGGUGACGACAGUGUUUUUCGACAUUUGAGCACACCUUCCGUUGCGAGAGACAUGCUCAGUAUUGUAGAUGCUUGGGACGAAUGGACCGGCAAACUAAGCUCUGAGGAUCGGCAAGUUGACGAUGAGGAUGUUGAAAUUGAGGAUAGCACUAGUGAACCACCGUAUAGUCUAGACACUAAGGGCAAGCUAGUAUACUGGGGGUUUAGCUACGGAACUUUACUCGGGGCCACCUUUGCAGCAAUGUUCCCCGAUCGAGUCGGUCGACUAGUCCUCGACGGUGUAGUUGAUGCCGAUCACUAUGUAUCACCUGUAUGGACAGGCAGUCUUCGUGAUACCGACGAGGUUUAUAAGUCUUUCUCAAGAUACUGCCACCAAGCCGAGGGAAAAUGUGCACUCUGGCGAGCAAAUGACACUAUUACCGAUAUUGCAGAUCGAGUCGAUGGUAUUUUUGCAGAUUUAAAAGAGAACCCUAUUUCAGUGAUCGAUCCUGACUCAAAGCUACCCUUCAUCGUAUCCUACUCUGAUGUCAAACUCCUUUUCUUCGUUGCACUUUAUGGACCGACAGAAAGCUUCAAUGCUGUCUCGCAAUUUUUGGAUCUAUUAGAUCGCGGACUGCAUUCAUUUCUCUCCACUCUCUUUAGAUGGCCUUCGCAAUAUGAGCUUAAAGCAUUCUGUGGACCACCUCCACCACCACAAUACUACCCGGGGGAAGCGCAGGUGUCAAUCAUAUGUUCUGACAAAAGAUACAUUCUCAACGAAACCCUUCCCGAACUCGAAACUCGAUUCGAACAACUGGCAAACCAAUCCUCAUUCGCUGACAUAUGGAUGACACUAAUGAUCGGUUGUGAUGGCUGGCCCAUCAAAGCAAUCGAUCCACCAAUGCGCUGGGACGACCAACCAACCCACAAAUCCAAGCCGAUAAACACAUCUUUCCCAGUACUCUUUCUCAGCAACACAAAUGACCCAGUCACCCCUCUCCACGGAGCCGUUAAGAUGUCUGGUAAAUUCACAGACUCGGGCCUGAUCGAGCAAAGAAGCGAAGGCCACUGCAGUUACGCUGCGGUCUCGAAAUGUACAAUCGCGAAGAUCCGCGCGUAUUAUAGAGAAGGGAAGGUGCCUCCGCAUCCGAAUAAGAAAGAAGGGAAGUGGGAUGUUUGCGAGGCUGAUGAGUGGCCGUUUCAUCCCUUUGAGUCGGUUGCUUGGGCACAGGAGCAUGGUGUUGAAGACCAGGCUGUCUUUGAAGCCAUGCAAUCGGCUAAAGAGCUCCAAAGCGUAUUUUAUGAAAAUACGGAUUUCUGGGGUGAGUCUAGUCGGUUGAAUCUGAACCAUGCGAGCGAGUUCUUUGUUUCGGGUUGA